This is a messenger RNA of Eleginops maclovinus (Patagonian blennie), 3170 nucleotides long. RefSeq names its product interleukin-1 receptor accessory protein-like. The coding region runs from base 344 to 2161 and encodes 605 amino acids. The record is from RefSeq and is a predicted model, not a curated record. The transcript is spliced from 12 exons. Gene Ontology annotation, biological process: signal transduction. NCBI's taxonomy places the organism in Eukaryota, Metazoa, Chordata, Actinopteri, Perciformes, Eleginopidae.
GUCAGUGGCUUGAUGUUCCUCUGUUUGGACUGUUGGGAAAUAUCUCUGAUGCAUUUCGCAACGAGGGAGGAGCGUCAACCGGAAUACGAUCAGCUGUACUUCCUACACACACACACACACACACACACACGGCUGAGGACUUCACGGUGCUCCACCGUUACUCCAGCAGAUUUACAGCCGAGACGCAGCGCUGACAGGCGGCUGUAAAUCUUCAGAGCUCCCGGUGCUGCGGAGCUAACCAGAGAGUGUGUGUGAGGCUGCAGCAGAAGGACACACACUCACACACACCGAGAUAACCCCGAUCUACUCCUCCUCAGCGGCAGACCUCCCAGACCUGCUCUCCAUGGCGUCCUUCGUCUCCACCCUCCUGUUCAUCCUCGUCACUGUGGGCGGGAUAACACCAGCUGUCAAUCAGCCGUCAGAGCCCAUGUGUUAUGACUGGGGGGAGUCCAGUGUGGGGGGGGUGUCAGUGCUGGAGGGGGAGGUGGGCUGGCUCUCCUGCCCUCUCUUCUCUCACCCAUCCGUCUACAACUACACCUCAACCCAGAGCGCCGGUCACAACCUGUUCUGGUACCGCCUCCCCGAGGGCCAUGACUUGGAGCAGCCGAUCCCCUACAGCUCGAGGCUCAGCAGAGACCGGGACAGACUGUGGCUGCAGCCGAGCAGCGCCGCAGACACCGGCCUCUACAUCUGCAUGCUGAGGAACAAGACGUCGUGCAGUAAGAUCGCGAUGCGUCUGACCGUCCUUCGGCCCGACGAGGUCGUCCGCGCUAACGACUGCGAUCUUCCCGUUGCCGUGGAAACGACCCCCAUGGUCAUUCCCUUCCAGAUGGGGGAGAUAAUGGACUGCCCCGACCUGCAGGAGGCCGCCAAGGUGGCCGACGUCAACACAAUGACCACCGUCACCUGGUACAAUAAAUGCAAGCAGCCCCCGUUCUUUGGGGGCAACCGGCAGCAGAAGGGGGUCCGUCUGCAGGUCCACCAGAUGCUGGGACCGUACCAGGGACUGUACAUCUGCACGGUGACCUACCUGAGGAGAGGACGAGCCCUCAACUUCACCCGCAGCAUCAACGUCAGCGGAGUCACUCCGCCCAAUCUGCCCAAAUAUCCAAUCAUCUUGAACCCCACUAAGGAGCAGAUCUUCACUGUCAAACUGGACUCGGAGGUGCGUUUGGUGUGCAAAGCUCUGCUCCCGUACCUGGACUCUCCCUGGGACCUCUGGUGGACAGUGGAUGGGAAGAAGGUGGACAAACUCCCCGACCGCUUCUCCAAACAGAACAGACUGCUGAAGAACAACUACGGCGACCGUACAGAGGAGUCUGUGCUGGUGAUUCAGGACUUCUCGUCUGAGGACCUGAGCCGACAGUAUAACUGCUCCGUGAGGAACGACGCCGGGUUCACCACCCACAGAGCAGUGCUGCAACGGGAGGUGUCGGUGCCGACGGUAGAGCUGGGCUGUGGUCUGGGGGCCACGCUGGUCCUCAUGCUGCUCCUUUUCGUUGUCUAUCACGUCUUCUGGCUGGAGCUGCUGCUGCUCUACCGCUCCUGGUUCGGCACUGAUGAGCGGCACACAGACGACAAGGAGUACGAUGUGUACAUCUCCUAUGCGAGGAGCAGUGAGGAGGAGCACUUCGUGCUCUGUACGCUACGCAGCGUCCUGGAGAACGAGCUGGGAUAUUCUGUGUGUAUCUUCGACAGAGACAGCCUGCCGGGGGGGACCAUCACAGACGAGACUCUGAGCUUCGUGGCUCGAAGCCGGCGCCUCCUGGUGGUGGUUAGUCCGGGGUACGCCUCCCGAGGCUCCCAGGCUCUGCUGGAGCUGCAGGCCGGCAUCGACAGCAUGGCGCGGGGGGGGCACCUGCGUGUGAUCCUGGUCCAGUACAAGCCGGUGGGGAGGCAGGAGCUGGUCAGGGAGCUGAGGAGGGCCCGGGUGGCCCUGGUGCUGGUGCGAUGGCAGGGGGACAAAUCCAGGGAGCUGACGUCUCGCUUCUGGAAGAGGCUGAGGGUUGAGCUACCCGUGAGGAGGGUGAUCAGCCGGGGGGGGGAGGAGGGGAAUAAAGAGGUGCUGAGGCUGCACAGCCAGAACAGCACUAACUCCCAAACAGGCCUCAUCACCGACACCCUGAAGCACCCCCAGAAAGUCUUCCACUCAGCAGCGUAGAGCACUGUGUUCCUCUGGACCAGCGGCAGGAUGUCUAAUGUCCCACAGAACAAGGCAACUGUGCAACUGUGCACAAAUAUAAGUAUUACAGAGUCUGAUUACCCAAUCCACAUGAGACGUGACGCACAUCUGCAGCGUAAACAGGACAGUUGAUUCUGAUAAGGAACCGAGGCAGAGCUGCAGGAAGUGAUGUCAUCAGAGACCACAGGCUGUUAGCAGACGAAACUGACUCUAAGAAAUGCUGGAUAGAAAUAGCUCUGAGAUUCAGCCACUGAAGCAGGGCCUUAUCAUUCCCACCCAACCCAUGGUGACUGUUCUGGAAACAUCUCAGAUUAAUGAGCUUAUCAUGAACUAAGUAAUUAGAGUAAUUACCAGUCAGUGAUGCGUUUUUCACUCUUAGUAUUUACUGAUAGGCCGAAAAAUCUGUCAAUAAAUGCAAAAAUAUAACAAAUUCUUCUGACACCAAGAGCCAUUAAUGACAUCAUUUCACCAGUAAAGCCUCUAGUGGUUGGUACAGGAACUGCACAUCUUAAAAACAAGCCGAUCGGAAUAACGUUGGGUGUCGUCUGCAAAGAGACAGAUUCAGAAUAAAAAGACUUUAAACUACUUUAAGAAAAUGUAACAGCAAGGAAUUCAAUUAGUCAGAAAUAUAUGUAUUAAACUCACCUGCAGCGUUCCCUACCCUGCUCCCCGCAUAUGGCAGCCCACUACUCCCAACACUAGGAUUGGACAGAUGCAGGAUGUACAUUCCCCCCCCCCCCCCCCCCCCCGUGGGACCAGUAAGGGCUCCUUCCUCUCUGGUCGUUGCUGUAACUCUACUCCAGUCUCUCUGUUGCCUCUAAGUGAUGCAGCAUAUCUGCAAUAAAUCAAGGUUUAUCUUUCUUUAAAUGAAACUGAACGUUGCGGUUCUUCUCGAACACUUUAGAAAGCAUCCUGCACUUUGUCUUCAUUUCAGUUUGUAUUUUUUCUCUAAUUCACCUGAUGUUUUAAUAAAUGCAUUUUUCAUCUA